AUGAACCAGAGAUGCAACUGGAAACGGGAGACCCUUCCCUCGCCUCGUCACCCAUCAUUCUACUUGGUCUACUUAAACCCUCCCUUCCCCCCUCCCCCGCUCAACAAUUCUUCCCAAACAACAACCACCACCAUCACCACCACGACAACCACCUCCACCAUACCAAUUGACGCAGCAGCUCUCAACCAAGCGACCUUGGCGGGCUCAGAAGGAGAGAGCGCACACGCAGGUAAGUUCACACCCUGCAGCAUUCUCAAUUGGGACCUACUUCUUCGAUCUUGUCAAAUGGGGCUGAUCAAAACCUCCUAGUCAUUUCAGUUCCGCUCAGAAACCGCAGUUCUAAUCUCCCUGCGCCCACCUGGGCGCUCACGAGGAAUCGGUAAGUGCAGUCUCUUUCCAGCCUCUCGCCUACCCCUACCCCUACCACACACAUAUGCUAUCCCAAACGGAGCUUUUUUAAAUUCCUGACAGAUAACAUAGACUCUCUGCUCAAGGCUGCUUAGAGGUCGCCUCCCCAGGCCGCCACCAUCCUACUCCUCUCAUCACGUCCUCUACGCGAGACAGUUGA
Hymenoscyphus albidus is the source of this 568-nucleotide messenger RNA. NCBI's taxonomy places the organism in Eukaryota, Fungi, Ascomycota, Leotiomycetes, Helotiales, Helotiaceae. The record is from the annotation of a GenBank genome assembly.